AUGGUUGGUGACAAAAAACAAACCAAUGCCACCACUGGCGGUGAAAACGCCAACUACAAUGGUAAUAAUUUGAUAAAUAUACCGGAAGUCAUUGAUCCCGGCAUUACCAUACCAAUUUACGAAGAAGAUGUUAUUUUGAUGGAACAAGCAGCUCCUCAAAAACUUGGCUCGUAUAGAGCUCGUGCCGGGAAGUUCUCAAAUACUUUAAGUAACCUACUCCCAUCCAUCAGCGCAAAAUUGCAUCACUCAAAAAAGGGCUCCAAAAGUAACGAAGAAGACGGCACUAGUCAAGCAAACACGAGUAACACAACCUCAAGCCUAGAAAGUCCUAAUUCGAGCAUGAGCAUGCCUGGCAGUGCGGGAAGUCGGAGUGGUAAUGUGAUUCUAACAAGCAACACAGCGCCGUUGAAGGAGUUGCCACUGGACAAUACGAAGCUUGGACACUUGACACCUCCCCAGGAGGUCAUACAUUUCCCAGACUCCACCAACCAUAUGUUGGAUGUACCAAGAACUUCGAGUGAUUCAUUCACUUUUUCGUCUGGCUUACAACCACACCCUUCAAGAACAAGAAAUAAUACUAUGUCCUCACAGUUAACAUCACUGUCACAAGGUGGUACAGCGAAUAACAUCUGGUCAACUAACAUCAACGCUCCGGAACUACCUCAACACGCAUUGCACCAUCUCCCAACAAAUACUACCAAUAAAAUCUACUACGAUGCUCUUACGCGCACAACUUCCAAUAUUCUCAAUGAUCAGCCCGGUAUUGCAGCAAAUAACGUUAUAAACAAUCUAACGGUUCCUGGAAAUAGCAGCGUUUGGUCCUCAAACAGGCCGAGAUCUCUGUCAAAUGCAUCAAGCAUCUACAUGGACGCGCAAUUAUAUGAACACAAUGGUAGACCUCGUGCGGGAUCUAGUUAUGGCCAUAACCCUAACCAGAUACCUCUUGGCAAUAGUAUGAACACGACUGGCACAAAUGAUCCACCAUUUGUGUGUGACGACAUCGACCCAAGAUCUAUCAACUGGGUUUCCACUGAUCCAACCGUUCCACCAAUCAACCAAAUUGCAAGCCUACUUCCUACAAAUACUAUAUCCAUUUCUAACGUGUAUCCGCUACAGUUACAACAACCACAUUUGACUAAUGCAAUCAACUUGACUAGUACAUCCUUGGCGACCUUAUGCUCGCAAUUCGGCGAAGUUAAAUCCGCGAGAACUUUGAGGGGUAUCAACGUGGCUUUAGUAGAACUAGAUUCUGUCGAUAGCGCAGUUCGAGCGUUAGGUGCUCUCCAAGGGAAAGAGGUUUCAAUGACUGGUGCUCCAAGUAGUGUUUAUUUUGCGAAGAUUCUACCAAUGCAUCACCACCAAGUCUCCCAACUGAGCGGAAAUCAACAAAAUGUAUUGGGAGGUCGCGAACCUAUGCUUUCCCAACCUUUGUUACAGGAACAAUUGUUCAAUGGUGCUGUUACUUUUCAACAACAGGGAAAUGUGUCUGUUCCUGUUUUCAACCAAUACUACCAGCAGACACAACAACCAUCGGCAGCCCCACCGCAACAUAUCCAACAAUCGCACCACCAACAAGGUUCCUCUAGCGGUGCUGGAUAUCAAAGUCAUGGUCAGUCUUAUGCCUCGCAUGGAAAUGCAACCGAAAAAGAACAUUGCCCAUUCCCUCUACCCCCACCAGUACUACUGCAUGAGAAAAACGAAUUAGAAAACAUCAUCAGCUCAUUCGAGGUUAGCCCAAAUGCUGCUGAAAUCAGCACCCUACUGAACAAAUCUUACGACUUCAAGGGCACUGUCGAUAUUACUGAUUUUGGACCUCUUCCUGAGCCAGUGUCAAACAAAGCAUUCGAUGCACCAAAGUUAAGAGAACUGAGAAAGAGUAUUGACAGCGACAGUUUGUCGCAAUUAGAAUUGGAACAAUUAGCAAUUUGCAUGCUUGACGAACUGCCAGAAUUAAGUUCGGAUUACCUAGGCAAUACGGUUGUCCAAAAAAUGUUUGAAAAGGCUUCGGAUAUCAUCAAGGAUAUUAUGCUAAGGAAAACGAGCAAGUAUUUGACAUCAAUGGGUGUGCAUAAAAAUGGUACAUGGGCAUGCCAAAAAAUUAUCACAAGGGCAAAAACCCCAAGACAAAUUAUGCUAGUGACAAAAGGCAUUGAGAGCUACUGUGUUCCACUAUUUACGGACCAGUUCGGUAACUACGUCAUUCAAUGUGUUUUGAAGUUUGGAUUCCCGUGGAACAGCUUUAUCUUCGAAAGCAUCACCGCUAAUUUUUGGACUAUUGUUCAGAAUAGAUACGGUGCCAGGGCUGUCAGAGCAUGCUUGGAGGCACAUGACAUUGUCACACCAGCACAAACAUUAGUUUUGAGUAGUAUGAUUGUACUAUACGCAAAGUAUCUGGCCACUAAUAGCAAUAGCACCCUGUUAUUGACUUGGUUCUUAGACACCUGCGUUCUUUCAAACAGACACUCUAUUCUCGUACCACGUUUAACGCCUUAUAUUGUGGAAUUGUGCCGCCAUAGACUAGCCUCACUUACCAUAUUAAAAAUUUUAAACUAUCGAGGGGAUGACACCGCUAGAAAGACCACACUUAAAGCAUUGUUUGGGGACUACGAUUCGGAAGAACCUCCAACUGUACUAAAACAGAUCUUAAGUGACUCAUCGCACGGCCCCACAUUUAUUUACAAGGUACUUUCCAUGCCGCUACUUGAAGAUGACCUCAGAUCUCGCAUCGUAAAGAAGGUGUGUAGAGUUUUGCAAGAAACUCCAUCUGCGCAACAGCACCGUCGCUUGAUGGAGGAAGUUGGUUUGACUCCAUCGACGAAUGCAACGACAGGUGGUGCUCAACCCAAGCAUAGGAAGAGUGGUUCCCACCCCUUUGGCCAAGAUAAUGCGACACACGGAAGAGGACAAUCGAUGUCUAGUGUCCGUAGCAAUGGGUCAAGACAACACCAAUUGGCACCUACAAAUGGAUCCGCAGUAGGGACACAGCCCACUGUUGCUCCUUCGGGUGGUGUGGGCCCUACCCAAGGCGCUGGAAUACCGAGUGGGCUGGGCUACUACAACUAUCCGGGUAUGUUUCCAGCUGGAGGAUUUCCAGGCCCAGGAAAUGCUCCAAAUAUGUCGUCAAUGCCAAGCGGCAACGUCAGCACGAACGGCUCUGGUCGGACCUCACAUAUUGCAGAUGAAAUAUCAUCCCAACUGGACAUGUUUUACUUGGGAAAUGAUACACACAUCUCGUUACCGCAGUUAAGUGUCACUAAUCAUAGUAAUGGACCAAACGGGCCAAAAGGAAACGGAAAUCCCCGUAAAUAA
Messenger RNA from Huiozyma naganishii CBS 8797, 3309 nucleotides. RefSeq names its product Jsn1p (gene JSN1). Gene Ontology annotation, molecular function: RNA binding. The record is from RefSeq and is a predicted model, not a curated record. The transcript has a single exon. Lineage: Eukaryota; Fungi; Ascomycota; Saccharomycetes; Saccharomycetales; Saccharomycetaceae. The coding region runs from base 1 to 3309 and encodes 1102 amino acids.